Messenger RNA from Penicillium mononematosum, 1896 nucleotides. Its product is annotated as S53 family peptidase. The transcript has 6 exons. The record is from RefSeq and is a predicted model, not a curated record. NCBI's taxonomy places the organism in Eukaryota, Fungi, Ascomycota, Eurotiomycetes, Eurotiales, Aspergillaceae. The coding region runs from base 1 to 1896 and encodes 631 amino acids. Gene Ontology annotation, molecular function: serine-type endopeptidase activity; tripeptidyl-peptidase activity. Gene Ontology annotation, biological process: proteolysis.
AUGAAAUCAUUCAUUAUGCUUUGUGCUCUGGCGGCCAGCGCAAUGGCAGUGCCAACGGCUCAUGAUUAUCAAUUGCACGAGCGCCGCGAUUUCAUCCCCAAAUCCUGGGUCGAAGGAAAGAAGCUCGACGGACAUGUGUCACUGCCUGUGCGAAUCGGGUUGACCCAGUCUAACCUAGACUAUGGCCAUGAGCUGCUUAUGGACUUGUCCAACCCCCACUCUAGCCGCUAUGGUCAAUAUCUGUCCGUCAAUGAAGUGCACGACCUGUUUGCUCCAACAGAAAAGAGUGUGGAGGAUGUGCGUUCUUGGUUGGAGUCGGCAGGUAUUGCAAAAGACCGUAUCACGCAAUCAACCAACAAGCAAUGGGUCCAGUUUGAUGCCGAUGCCGAGGAGCUGGAGAAUUUGUUACACACAAAGUACUAUGUCUACUCACAUGCUGAGACGGGCCGAUUGCAUGUGGCCUGUCGCGAAUAUCAUGUCCCGAGCUCCGUGCGUGAGCACGUCGACUAUAUCACUCCAGGAAUUUCUCUGCGGGAGGUGACUAGUGUUAGGAGAUCGAGUAAGCAGAAACGUCUUGUGAAUGGGAUUCCCCCUAUCCUUGAGCCGAUCCUCCUACCGAUUGAGGAGCUGCUCAGCGAGGCUCCGUCCCUUUGCUCCCAAGUCAUUACACCCCAAUGCAUCCAACAGAUGUAUAACAUCAGUGAGGGCCACUCUGCCACAGAAGGAAAUGAAUUGGGAAUCUUUGAAGGCAUCGGGGACGUCUACGCGCAGGAAGAUCUAGAUUUGUUCUUCUCGAAAUUGUACUCGACAAUCCCCCAGGGCACACACCCCAUUCUCAAGUCGGUUGAUGGUGGCGAAGCUCCUACAGACACUUCCAGAGCUGGGCCUGAAUCCGAUCUGGACUUCCAAAUCUCCUACCCGAUUAUCUGGCCACAGAAUUCUAUUCUUUUCCAGAGCGAUGAUAUGCAUUAUGAGAAUCAUUAUACCUUCCGUGGCUUCCUCAACACGUUCUUGGAUGCCAUUGACGGCUCGUACUGCAGUACCAUCUCGCCUUUGGACCCUCCUUACCCCGAUCCGGCGGAUGGAGGCUACAAGGGCUCCUUGCAAUGUGGCGUGUACGACCCACCCAAGGUCAUCUCGAUUUCCUAUGGCUCCGCCGAGGCCGAUCUCCCCAUUUCCUAUCAGCGGCGACAAUGUGCCGAAUUUAUGAAGCUGGGUACAAUGGGAGUUUCAGUGCUGGUCGCUUCGGGUGAUUCUGGUGUGUCUGGACGUGGAGGCGACCCGACCCCUAGCAACUGCCUUGGUACAAAUGGCAGAAUCUUUGCUCCGGACUUCCCGGCCACCUGUCCAUAUCUUACUGCGGUUCCUCGCCAGGAGAUCAUCAGGAGCAAGCUGUCACUGAGAUUCCCGUCAGGCGGCGGUUUCAGCAACAUCUACAAGGCGCCUGACUAUCAGGCUCAGGCUGUUGCUGAUUACUUUGACAAGGCCCAGCCCUCAUACCCAUACUAUGAGAGCGUGGACAACAGCAGCUUCGGUGAGAAUAACGGUAUCUACAACCGGAUCGGCCGUGCCUAUCCAGAUGUUGCUGCCGUGGGUGAUAAGGUCGUCAUCUAUAACCGGGGAAUGGCCGUGUCGAUUGGCGGGACAUCGGCCUCCGCACCUGUAUUCGCCGCAAUCCUCACCCGGAUCAACGAGGAGCGACUGGCCGCUGGCAAGUCCACUGUUGGCUUUGUCAACCCUGUAUUGUACGCACACCCUGAGGCAUUCUUUGACGUGACCACGGGCAGCAACCCGGGUUGCAACACUGAUGGCUUCUCUGCGGCGAAAGGUUGGGAUCCAGUGACGGGAUUGGGUACGCCCAAUUAUCCUGAACUUUUGAGAGUUUUCAUGGAGUAG